Molecule: messenger RNA, 609 nt
Organism: Cooperia oncophora
Lineage: Eukaryota; Metazoa; Nematoda; Chromadorea; Rhabditida; Trichostrongylidae
Source: the annotation of a GenBank genome assembly
AUGUACGUCGCUAUCCAGGCUGUGCUCUCCCUCUACGCCUCCGGACGUACCACUGGAGUCGUCCUCGACUCUGGAGAUGGUGUCACCCACACUGUCCCCAUCUAUGAGGGUUAUGCCCUUCCCCACGCCAUUCUCCGUCUUGAUCUUGCCGGACGUGAUCUUACUGAUUACUUGAUGAAGAUCCUCACUGAGCGUGGUUACUCGUUCACAACCACGGCCGAGCGUGAAAUUGUCAGAGAUAUCAAGGAGAAGCUCUGCUACGUCGCCCUCGACUUCGAACAAGAGAUGGCUACCGCCGCCUCAUCCUCAUCUCUCGAGAAGUCCUAUGAACUUCCUGACGGUCAAGUCAUCACUGUCGGUAACGAGCGAUUCCGUUGCCCCGAAGCCAUGUUCCAGCCUUCCUUCAUAGGUAUGGAAUCUGCUGGUAUCCAUGAGAACUCAUACAAUUCAAUUAUGAAGUGCGAUAUCGAUAUCCGUAAGGACUUGUACGCCAACACUGUCCUCUCCGGCGGUAGCACCAAUGUACCCUGGAAUCGCCGAUCGUAUGCAGAAGGAAAUGACCGCUCUUGCCCCCAGCACCAUGAAGAUCAAGAUCAUCGCUCCCCCUGA